Molecule: messenger RNA, 1035 nt
Organism: Penicillium malachiteum
Lineage: Eukaryota; Fungi; Ascomycota; Eurotiomycetes; Eurotiales; Aspergillaceae
Product: D-mandelate dehydrogenase-like dehydrogenase
Exons: 1
Coding region: 1-1035 (344 amino acids)
Cellular component (GO): cytosol
Molecular function (GO): hydroxypyruvate reductase [NAD(P)H] activity; glyoxylate reductase (NADPH) activity; NAD binding
Source: RefSeq, a predicted model, not a curated record
AUGACCAAACCAAAUGUACUGUUGAUUGAAUCCAGCGUUCAGCAAAUCGACGAAGCUCGUCGCGAAAGCCUAUCAGAGAAAGUGUCGAUCUUGAAGUACGACUGUACAUGCGUUGAAGAGUUUAUCUCGCGCCUACAACCAGGUGGGCUCUACAGCAAUAUCACAGCGAUCGUACGGACUGGAUGGCUCAAAGCUGGCGCGUAUGCCUCUCAUCGACUCUUCGCUACGGAUGUUGUCCCACACUAUCCGCCAAGUCUGAAGCUUAUCUGCUGUAGUGGGCAUGGAUACGAUGCUGCGGAUAUCGGUGCCCUGACAAGCAAAGGGAUAUGGUAUUGCAAUACACCCGAUGCGUGCACUGAAGCCGUAGCCAAUACCGGUCUUGCACUGGUGCUUGAAACAUUCCGCUAUCUGAGCUUUGCACAAUGGUGCGCAAGAUAUGACUGGAACAAAAGUCGGGAGCUGGGUUUGAAAGCCGUGGACCCAGCGGGGAUGAUACUGGGAGUAAUCGGCAUGGGAGAUAUUGGGCUUUCUAUCGCACAGAAGUGCGAGGCAGCUUUGAGGAUGAGAAUUUCCUAUCAUGGUCCUCGAAGGAAAGAGGAUGCCGAAGCUAGACUUAAGAAUGGAGCUCGGUUCUGUGCUGAUCUGGAUGAGAUGAUAACUGAGGUUGACUGUGUUGUCAUUGCUGCACCCUAUACUUCCCAAACACAUCACCUUCUCUCUCGUAAACAAUUCGAAAAUGCCAAGAGCACUGGUCUGCGAGUGGUGAACAUUGCUCGAGGAAAAAUGAUUGAUGAAGACGCUUUGCUUUGGGCACUUGAAAAUAGAAAGGUCGUGGGUGCAGGUCUCGAUGUUCAUGCUAAUGAGCCUGUUGUGAACCAGAAAUUAUGUGAAAACUGGAUGGUUACUCUUUUGCCUCAUAUUGCCGUUUGUUCGAGGACUAGCUGGUCCAAUUUUGAGAAACAGACCCUGGAUAAUCUGGAAGCUUUUAUUUCAACAGGGAAACCACUUAAUUCUGUCAAUUUCAUUUCAAACUAG